Molecule: messenger RNA, 3460 nt
Organism: Gigantopelta aegis
Lineage: Eukaryota; Metazoa; Mollusca; Gastropoda; Neomphalida; Peltospiridae
Exons: 22
Biological process (GO): cell-matrix adhesion
Cellular component (GO): cell surface
Source: RefSeq, a predicted model, not a curated record
CCUUCCCAGGUGUGUCCAGGUGAUAUAGGCGAAGCUAUGUACGGGAAGGUGACAGACCAGUUCAGGCGUUAAGCGAUCAAGAGAAUGGAGAUUGGAUUAAAAGCAGUCAGGGCGCUUGUGAUAAGUUUUCUCAUUUGUAACGGUGUUAACGCUCUUGAUGACGACGGCGCGGCAGACACAGGCCCCGGGAGACCGGACAGAGGACCGGACAGAGGACCGGGCGACGAUACGUCAGACGAGACUCCAGGCGGACCUUUUAGAAGACAGCAGGGUGACAUCCCUGACGACGACUUGGGCCUGUCCUCAGUCCUAGAGUCGAUGGGGGGAAACGGAAUCGGCAAGAUGUUCAGGGAGAUGGGCAGGAUGUUACCCAACAUCUCUCAAGGUUCAGACAUGGAGUUUCCUCCCCUGAUGCGAGACAACCCGUGUUUCGAGUCCCGGGAGCAGAUGAAGGAGUUGUUUACCGACAUCUCUAACGUGAUGACAAACAGAUGGACGGACGACUCCUCGGACGACAGUCUCACUGAUGACGUCACAGAAGAUCCAGACGACUUAUUCGAGAAACUUUCAGAUUCGUCUGUGCAGUGCAUGAUGGGAAGUAUGAGCAACGCGACCACGACGACGAUGUGUCACACGUUUUCCCGCCGGAAAGGUUCGAAGGCGUUCGGCAAGCUGAUGACGUCAGGGGUGGACUGCGUGUCGGCGCUUAUGAGAAAUCGAAACAACUACAGCGACGACGAUGAUGAUGAUGAUGACGACGAUGAUAAUGACGGGUUGAGUCUGCACCAGCAGAAGCUCAUUAUGCAGCACCUACGCAAGCGGCCCUUCAAGAUGUGGACAAAGACGGAUUUCGACAGCGCGUGGGAGUUGGCGCCAGAUGACAUAGAUGAUGACGUCAUCAACGGGUUGCCAGACGACCUCUUCGAGUCCAGCAUCGGUAAACUAGGUAAAAUGCUCGCCAGGGGUCGUGGCAGCGCGUCGUUUCGCGCGGCUGUCCGAACGAGGCUGAUGGUUCUAAAACCGCCAAAACAGCUGCAGGCAGCCGACAUCAACAGACUUGGUCCGGGAUUCGCCGCCUUCGACGUGGACGACAUUGAGGACAUCGACGGUGACGCUCUCUUUGACGCCACGCUGGAUGACCUUGACCUUGAUGACGAUGACCCGAGACACCUUGCCAUUGGUCGAAUUAUGCAGAGGGGGAGAGAUUUUUCAAAGUUCAAUCCUAAUGAUGUCAAAAGGCUGUUACCAUUCCAGCGAGGAAACCCACAGUUCGCUAGAAAACUGAAUCCAGACAUUUUAGCUCAAGCGUUGCUGUUGUUAUCAGACAUGGACGUUGGUGACGAGGCUGGAGCUCUGUGCCGCACACUGCGCAGGUCUGAGAAGUUCGACAACGAGGAUGACAUAGACGGACCGGACCUAGAGAACCUGGGUAAGGUUCUCACCGGGUGUGGUCAAACUUUCCUCAGCCGUCUGCCCGCUCACGCCGUGAAGAGCGCGUUCGAAAAGAUAAACGACCUUGACUUUGACGAUUCAGAGGCUCGAUCUCUUUUAGACAAACUGGAUUUAGGAGAGCCAAAGGAUUUGACGAAAGCUAAAAUCAAAAUGGCGGGUAAACUAGCUAAAGCUUUCACGCUAGAUGAUAUUGAAGAUAUGCCUGAUGAUCUCAUGGAUGACGUCUUUGGUGACCUAGAUAGUGUUGACCUUGACGACUGGAAAAGACUAGCUAUAGUCAAAAAGGCUAUCCGCGCCAACGCCAACAGAGUCCCCAGUCUGUUGUUCCAACACGCCAGGCUCGCCAACGCUCUCAGUAUUGAUGACGUCACAGAUAUUACCGCCCCAGAACUGAAGGAGGCGAUCCAGAAAGCUAUCGCUUUAAAAGUCAGACAUGGACUGGCCUCAGCAAUAAUGAGCAGGUUACUAUCGCUCAACCCGAGAGGUGCGCCGUUCAGAGCAAGUGACCUGUACUCCGCUGGAAACAUGGUGGUCGGUCUGUCACGUGACGACCUGCUCGAGUUCCCGGAUGACAAAGAUGAAGUAUUGCGCAUGACAGCAGUGUUGUCCGACCAUAUGGACGAUCUGACAGACUCACAGGUGGAACACGUUGUGGAGAAGCUGAAGAAAGUCUACGACAUCGACAACAGCGACCACGUGACCAUGGACGAAGACGACGUUCUCCAAACAGCGCUGUUCCUCAGACACCUGUCAGAAGAUGAUUUCGACAAACUGACGUUCUCGAAGCCGGCGAAAGGCGCGUUCCUGCAGGCCAUUUCGAAAGCGUCGACGAAGAAGAACAGUGGGAAGCACUUACAGUACUUGUUCAGGAAGGCCGUGCUGAUGGUGCAUGAGCUGCACGACGAACAGAGCACGGUUGCUGAUGUCCUGGACGAGUCGAAGAUCCGCCAGUUGAGGGGGGUGUUGCCGGGGAUCCGCGCCCACACGAUCCGUGCUCUCCCCCGCGAGGCGGUCCUGCGGAACCUGGACGUGUUUGAGGACGCGCACCUGGAUGAUGAGGAGGGCAAGGCGGUGGCGGAGAGGAUCACGCAGGACGACCCUUCCUGGAACUGCAGGCGUGAACGUCUAGCCCAGAUUGCUCCAUACAUACAUUACCUGAGUGAAGACAAACUGAAAUCUAUCUGCAAGCCAGAACUAGCGGCUGCCAGCUCGUCCAUCAUCAAAGGGAUGGAGAAGCGAGACGAGUACCGACAGGAGCGGAACACCCAGGGAUUCAGUCGCGAGGACGAGAGCACGAGGGAAGGGGAUGACGGGAAGGUGAAGGUCGUUAAACACAUCGUUCAGAGCUGGAAGGACGACACGAAGAGGAGGCGGAGACGGGCCACAGUUGGUCUGACCUGUGACGUCAUCAAACUGAUGGGUUCAAAGGUUACGCUGUUGGAGACAGCUGAAAUAGACGCGAUAGACUCGGCCGUGGAGUUCCCCAACUGUCUGGAGACGUUUGGUACCUACGGAGACUGGUCACAAGAAAAGCUGACCCAUCUGUUGAAUAAGGCGAAAGAGUCGCUGGGAGAAGUCAGCACGUGGUCGUCAGAACACGUCCGUCGAGCUGGCAGUAUCAUAGCGGCGCUGCGACCCGGCAGCUUGAAGACAUUGCAGCUCACGUCAGAUGGUGCCAUGGCGCGAAUUGGGCAACAUCCGCUCAUGAAUAUGCAACAGCUGAAUGCUGGAGUUUAUCGCUGGCUAAAUCUGACCAAGAUGAAUGACGUCACUAAGAUCUCGGGGCCCGAACUCUCGUCAUUGCGAGAGUUCGUGUGUGGACUAGAGGACGCACACAUUGCACAGCUCUCGGCUGAAGCGUUUAGGACAGCGUCCCACGACAUUGGCGGGUUGAGAACGUGCAGUUUGUCAACACUUCGUGCCCUGGCUCGCAAGGCGAUCACAUCGUACGGUAGCGCCCCCUCCGACUGGCCGGCCGCUAGGAUCGCUGACAUGGGUGUUAUUAUAG